GGGGUGCGUAUGGGGAUCCGGUGGCCGUGGGCAGCUCAGACCCGCUCCCUUCGGGCUCUCCAAAGCGCAAAGCAGACCAGCUGGAACUACAAUUCCCGUCAGCCGCCUCCCUCGGGUGCCUGAGCCUGGGUGAUGGGGGUUGUAGUCCGCUCUCUGGAGGAGCUGCCCUGGGAGGUGGGAGGGGCCGCCGAAGCGGGACGUCCUCCGGGUGACCUUCUGAAUGAUCCUCACAGCUACCACCUGGUCGGGAUCAGCUUCUUCAUCCUGGGGCUGGGCACCCUCCUUCCCUGGAACUUCUUCAUCACAGCCAUCCCGUACUUCCAGGGGCGUCUGGCAGGGGCCAACGGCACCACUGAGACCCUGGGCACCAACCACACGAGCCCUGCAGAUACCUUCAACUUCAACAACUGGGUGACACUGCUGUCCCAGCUGCCUCUGCUGCUCUUCACACUCCUCAACUCCUUCCUGUACCAGUGCAUCUCUGAGACUGUGCGGAUUCUGGGCAGCCUGCUGGUCAUCCUGCUGCUCUUUACCCUGACGGCGGUGUUGGUCAAGGUGGACAUGAGCCCCGAGCCCUUCUUCUCCAUCACCAUGGCCUCUGUCUGGUUCAUCAACUCCUUCUGUGCGGUUCUGCAGGGCAGCCUCUUCGGGCAACUGGGCACCAUGCCUUCCACGUACAGCACCCUCUUCCUCAGCGGGCAGGGCCUGGCUGGGAUCUUCGCUGCUCUUGCCAUGCUCAUGUCCAUGGCCAGUGGUGUGGAUGCCCAGACCUCCGCCCUGGGGUACUUCAUCACGCCCUGCGUGGGCAUCCUCAUGUCCAUCGUGUGUUACCUGAGCCUGCCCCACCUGAAGUUUGCCCGCUACUACCUGGCCAAGAAACCAUCAAAGGCGCAAGGUCAAGAGCUGGAGACCAAAGCUGAGCUCCUCAAGCCUGAUGAGAAGAACAGGAUUCCCAACAGCCUCCAAAGGGCAGUGCUGACUCUGGAUCUUGACCCUGAGAAGGAGACAGAGAUGGAGCCAGAGGAACCCCAGAAGCCAGGGAAACCUUCAGUUUUCAUUGUCUUCCAGAAGAUCUGGCUGACGGCGCUGUGCCUCGUGUUGGUCUUCACAGUCACCCUGUCCGUCUUCCCAGCCAUCACAGCCAUGGUGACCAGCUCCACCAGCCCUGGGAAGUGGAGUCAGUUCUUCAACCCCAUCUGCUGCUUCCUUCUCUUCAACGUCAUGGACUGUCUGGGACGGAGCCUGACCUCUUACUUCCUGUGGCCAGACAAAGACAGCCGGCUGCUGCCCCUGCUGGUCUGCCUGCGCGUCCUCUUUGUGCCACUCUUCAUGCUGUGCCACGUGCCCAAGAGGUCCCGGCUGCCCAUCCUCUUCCCACAGGACGCCUACUUCAUCACUUUCAUGUUGCUUUUUGCUGUUUCAAAUGGUUACCUGGUGUCCCUCACCAUGUGCCUGGCGCCCAGGCAGGUGCUGCCACAUGAGAGGGAGGUGGCCGGCACCCUCAUGACCUUCUUCCUGGCUCUGGGGCUCUCCUGUGGAGCCUCGCUCUCCUUCCUCCUCAAGGCGCUGCUCUGAAGUGCUCCGUCCAGGUCUGUCCCAGCAUCUUCUCUUCGGAGCUGAGACCCAGCACAGGGGGAAUGGUGGGCCAGGCUCAAGCCUCUGCUGGGCUGGGGCCCCGCGGUCCGAGGGUCCCAGGAAGAGGCGGGUGCUGCUCUCUUUCCUGGGCUGGUGGCCACCUCGGGUGCUGCAAGGAAGAAUUCACCACCUGCCAUUCUAACCCUCCCCAGGAGUGGAGUUGACGCAGAGACAGACUAUCUAGAUGCACACAGACCUCACUGAAAGGACGAUGAUCAGGAAAAAGAGGGCCGAGGACAAUGGCCCUUCCUCACCACCAGGAGUGCAUUUGUUAAUCAUGAGAAACUCACUGGCCAAGUGCCGGGGCUCAGAGGCCACAGGUGGGAACUUGCCAACUGUGUGGUUGGUGUGGCCGCAGCUUGAGAUUCAGAGUGGGAGGGGGGCCAGCCCUGGACAGGAGCUCCUCUUCUCUCCAGGCCUCAGUGACACCAUGGUCAAGUCUCCUGGACUCCAGAACAGAGGAUUCCAGGGAAGUUGAGGGGACAGGGAGAAGGAGUUCAGGAUCUGAGGGUGCUCGAAGGACCCUCUGGGCCUCAAACAGGAUUUUCGUCGCCGGCAUUUACUGUGUCCACUCCCCAGAGCCCAGCUGGGCCUGGGUCGCAGAACUGCAGUUAGCCUGCAUGUGUGCACUGCACUUUACAGUUUGCAAAGCUCUUCUGCACCUGCUCUCUCACUGAAGCCACACUGAGGCCCUUGGAGGGAGGCCAGCAGGGAUUGUGCUCCCCUCUGUACAGGUGAGGAAACCGAGUCCCAGGGGGAAGUGACCAGUUCUUGGCAGAGCCAGGACCCAGCCCCCACCUCCCUGUAGGUGCUGUUCUUCCUGCCCACGGCCUGCUUCCCUUUUCCUUGAGGGGCUCAAGGCGAGAGCCCUAAGCACUUACUCCACCUUUUUGCUUGUUUUUUCUCUCUGACCCUGCUCCUGGGUCUAAUAAUAACCUUCUCCAUUUGUACAAUGAAUUCACUUUCCAAAGUGCUUUCAGCUCUAUUGGCUUUGAUGAGCUGGGUGGGGUGGGGAUGAUUGUACCCAUUUGACAGAUGGGAUGACCAAGGCCCUGAGAGUGGCAGGGAUUUGUGGGCAUCCCUGCGCUGGGCCCUCUUGACCACAUCAUGGCCCAGGGGUACUGGCCUGCAAGGAGCCCUGUGCUCCCGGGCAGAGUGCCUGGCCGCAUGGAUGACUAUCGCUCUCUCCCCCACCGGUGUCCUCUGCUUCCCCACAGCGAAGGAGUUGUGACCCUCCUCCCAAGGCCAUGGGAAAUAGAAUGUAACUUGUGAUGGGGCUUGUGAGGACCCUGCAGAAUGUGUAAUAUGAAACUCUUAGAAGAGGGGGCCAGUGAUCUCAACUGGGAAGUUGGGGCAAGCAUCCCUGAGGAGGUGUCCCCUGAGCUGGGCCUUGAGGGAUGAAUAUGAGCUUGCUGGGCUGAGGUGGGGGAGGGGCAUCCCAGGAGAGGUACCAGAAAAUGUGGAAGGCAUGGACACGGAAUAUUCAGGGAACAGUGGGGACUUCUGGCGACAGGUCACGGGGGAGCGGAAACUCCUAGGGUGUGAGGAAGGGGACGGGAGAGGAUGAGGCUGGGGCAGUGGGCUGGGGACAAACGCUGAAGGGCCUUAGGGCUGAGGCCUAACCAGGGGAUUAGAGAGAGGAGAAGGCACACAGAAGAGAAGGCUGCUGCCUCUACAGAGGCCGUUUAACUUGGUGGUUAAGUGCAUGUGCCCUGACCCACAGUCCUGGGUUCGAAGCCAGGCCCUUUCCCAGCAGUGGGAACUGGGAUUCCUGGAGACUGCAGUCCUGGAGAAAGCACUGGAGUACAGACUGACAUUUACUAAAUGGUAGUUGUAGUUCUGGGAUUAUUUUGUGCAGACCACUAGACCUAGCUGUACCCUUUGGCUGGGACUGGUGGGAGCAGGACCCCAGUACUUCCUAGGUCCCCUUCUCCUUCUCUACCUUCAGAGACUGUUGUCUGUUGUACCCAAAAGCUCCCUAGACCUGCCAGACCCAGCCAUCCUGGGGAACCCAGUGGUACUGGUCCGCGUUCAGCCGGGUUGGGCUGAGCAGUGGACGAUGGGCCCAGAAAGAUGUCCUUAUGAUGUCACAACAUGGAAUUCCUUCUUCCUGUCCUCCUUCCCCGUGUACCUAGCCCAACCUUCCCAUCAGAUCAGGAUGCAGCUGGUUUUGAUGUUAGAAAAAUUCUUGGGCUGAUGGGCUACACUUGGCUCAUCCCUCUCCUGAUGCCCAGGCCCCCUGGCCACCGCCACAUCCCCAGCCUGACACAGCUCUGCCAACAGGCCCAGGUUCCCUCAGAAGCAGCCAGUGUCCAUGAGCAAACAGUUGGAGAGGGCUCUGUGUGGAGGGCACUGAGACAGGCUUGGUGGAGGGACACAAACAUUGCAAGGUCAGUCCUUAUCCUCCAGUUGCUCACCUUUUUAUGAGGAGGACACCUGCUGGUUUGUAAAUUGAUUCAGCUCUCCAAUUAAAAGUCAAAGAUUGUCAGAAUGGAUUUGAAAAUGAUUCAACUAUAUGCUUGCUAUCUACCAGAAACUCACUUUAGAGCCAAAACCACAAAUAGGUUGAAAGUUAAAGAAUGGAAAAAGAUAUUCUAUGUAAACAGUAACCAAGAAAGACAGUUGGGGUGGAUAUACUAAUAUCAGAAAAAAUAGGCUUUAAUUAAAAAAUCAUUGAAGAGACAAAGAGGGAUAUUAUAUAUUCGUAAAAGCGUAACUCCAUCAAGAAGAUAUAAUAAUUAUAAACAUAUACACACCUAACAACAAAGUCCUAAAAACUAUGAAGCCAAAAUUGACAAAAUUGAAGGAGAAACAGACAUCUCUACAAUGAUAGAGACUUCAGGAUCCCACUUUCAAUAAACGAUAGAACAACUAGACAGAAGAUCAACAAGGAAACAGGACUUGAACACACUCCAAACCAAACAGGCCAGACAUACACACAACACUCUACCUAAAAACAGCAGAAUAUACCUUCUUCCCAAGUGCACACGGAACAUUCUCCAGGGAAGAUCAUAUAUUAGCUCACAAAACAAAGUUGCAAUAAUUUUUAAAAAAUAUUUAUUUA
This is a messenger RNA of Orcinus orca (killer whale), 4699 nucleotides long. It is a transcript of the gene SLC29A2, whose product is annotated as solute carrier family 29 member 2. Gene Ontology annotation, molecular function: nucleoside transmembrane transporter activity. Lineage: Eukaryota; Metazoa; Chordata; Mammalia; Artiodactyla; Delphinidae. The transcript is spliced from 11 exons. Gene Ontology annotation, biological process: guanine transport; adenine transport; nucleoside transmembrane transport. Gene Ontology annotation, cellular component: basolateral plasma membrane; plasma membrane. The record is from RefSeq and is a predicted model, not a curated record. The coding region runs from base 133 to 1575 and encodes 480 amino acids.